Molecule: messenger RNA, 3002 nt
Organism: Phyllostomus discolor (pale spear-nosed bat)
Lineage: Eukaryota; Metazoa; Chordata; Mammalia; Chiroptera; Phyllostomidae
Gene: KATNA1
Product: katanin catalytic subunit A1
Exons: 12
Coding region: 376-1851 (491 amino acids)
Biological process (GO): microtubule severing
Cellular component (GO): microtubule cytoskeleton
Molecular function (GO): ATP hydrolysis activity; ATP binding; microtubule binding
Source: RefSeq, a predicted model, not a curated record
GCGCACGCCCCCCGGCGUCCUCGCUCCCGGGGCGUCGCCCCGCGUGCGCCGGAGUCACCGAGGCCGCCCCCAGCGCCGGAAGUGGCUCUAAAGAGUUUGCCUUCAAAUUCUUGCUUAGCUGGGCUUUCCCAGGGGGCUGGCGACGAUUGGACCCAUCGCUGCUGGGCCGGUGAGCACCGAGCAGGGUGGUUGGGGCUGUGCAGGACCCUCCUUCCUCGCCCGGAUUUCUGCUCCACCCUGCUCCUCCACCUGGCGGUGGGCGGUUUCCGAGGAGCCUCGGCCUCCCCGGGUUGUUUUUUGGUGCUCUUUUCAUAAAAAAGAACUUUCUUCUGCUUCUUGAGUAUCAUAUGAUGAUUAUAAGGCUUACAAUUUAGCAUGAGUCUUCUUAUGAUUAAUGAGAAUGUAAAAUUGGCUCGUGAAUAUGCGUUGCUGGGAAACUAUGACUCCGCAAUGGUCUAUUAUCAGGGAGUCCUUGACCAAAUGAACAAGUAUCUAUACUCAGUCAAAGAUGCAUACCUCCAGCAGAAAUGGCAACAGGUUUGGCAGGAAAUAAAUGUGGAAGCAAAACAUGUUAAAGAUAUCAUGAAAACACUAGAGAGCUUUAAAUUAGACAGCACUCCAUUGAAAGCUGCACAGCAUGAGCUUCCAGCCUCGGAGGGAGAAGUCUGGUCCUUGCCUGUACCUGUCGAACGCAGACCCUCACCAGGUCCUAGGAAACGCCAGUCUUCUCAAAACAGUGACCCUAAACCACACAGUAACCGUCCCAGUACAACUGUCAGAGUUCACCGCCCGUCGGCACACAAUCUUCACAAUGACAGGGGGAAGGCUGUUCGAUGUCGGGAAAAGAAAGAACAGAAUAAAGGAAGAGAGGAAAAGAACAAAUCGCCUGCGGCAGUUACAGAGCCAGAGACAAGUAAAUUUGAUAGUACUGGAUAUGAUAAGGACUUAGUAGAAGCUUUGGAAAGAGAUAUAAUUUCUCAGAAUCCGAACGUGCGAUGGGAUGAUAUUGCUGAUUUGAUAGAAGCUAAAAAGUUGCUUAAGGAAGCGGUGGUGUUACCGAUGUGGAUGCCAGAAUUCUUUAAGGGCAUUAGGAGACCGUGGAAAGGAGUGUUGAUGGUUGGCCCGCCUGGCACGGGAAAGACUCUCCUUGCUAAAGCAGUAGCUACAGAAUGCAAGACAACAUUCUUCAAUGUCUCUUCAUCGACUCUGACUUCUAAGUACAGAGGAGAGUCCGAGAAGCUUGUUCGUCUUCUGUUCGAAAUGGCUCGAUUUUAUUCUCCAGCCACCAUCUUCAUCGACGAGAUUGACUCCAUCUGUAGCCGCAGGGGGACCUCGGAAGAGCACGAAGCAAGCAGAAGGGUGAAGGCGGAGCUGCUGGUGCAGAUGGACGGUGUUGGAGGUGCUUCUGAAAAUGAUGACCCUUCCAAAAUGGUUAUGGUUCUGGCAGCUACUAACUUUCCCUGGGAUAUUGAUGAGGCUUUAAGGCGACGUCUUGAAAAAAGAAUCUAUAUUCCAUUGCCAUCAGCAAAAGGCAGAGAGGAGCUAUUACGAAUAAGUCUGCGUGAGCUGGAAUUGGCUGAUGAUGUUGACCUUGCGAGUAUAGCAGAAAACAUGGAAGGUUAUUCAGGUGCGGACAUUACCAACGUGUGCAGGGAUGCAUCUUUGAUGGCAAUGAGAAGGCGUAUCGAAGGUUUGACCCCAGAAGAAAUCCGAAAUCUUUCAAGAGAAGAAAUGCACAUGCCUACUACUAUGGAGGAUUUUGAAAUGGCUCUAAAAAAGGUUUCUAAGUCAGUGUCUGCUGCAGACAUCGAAAGAUAUGAAAAGUGGAUAUUAGAGUUUGGAUCAUGCUAAUUCUCACAUGUAAACUGUGAGAAGCCUGCCUUAAGUAUUUGAAUAAUAAUUAAAUGUAGCAUUUCAUUGCACUGAGUGCUAUAUUUUUUUAAACUUUCAUAAUGGUAAGAUUUUAAAAAGUAUGAUUCUCAUUAAAGGCAUUUUUUAAAGCUGCUCGCAAUUCAAUUUGUUUUACUUCAGCAUUACCUGAUUUCUUUUCACUUACCACAGAUGCUGCAACACAAAUGCUGUUACUUGGUUUGGGAAGCAGUCUUUGUAUUUAUAUGCACUUGUAUAGUGCAUCUUCCACCGUCUGUGGCUGCUUUUCCUCCUAGGAAAUAAGACUGGGUGCCAGUGGAAGCCUGGAAGCUCCUGAACGUUUCUACACCAGUAGCUCAUUGAAACAUGAAUCAUGCAAUGUGCCUUCCUACCUGCCUAGUGUUAUGGUAGCUUCCCUCCGUUCCCUGGGAGAGCUUCAAAGACCCUUCAUUUUACUGUGCAUUUAAAAAAGGAAAAUAAUAUGUAUCUGUAUAUGACCUUGCCCAACUUUUUUCUGUCUACAGACAAGAGAGAGGCUGCACUAUAGGCAAGUGGGUAUUUCUUAGCCUGUGCUGCCCUCUGUACCCUAAUGAAACCCAUUCCUUCAUGGAUGCUAGGCAUAAUCAACAGCUGCCGGUGUAAGUAAAAGUUAGUGAACGCUCCCAAAGUCGCACCGGUAUGGAGAAAAGGCAGGGCAGGAACGUGCUGACUGCAGAGCCUGUACUCUCCAGUCAGUAUGCAGCCUCCUGCACUGCUCUCCUUGCCUGCUGGAAUCUGCAAGCUUAUGCUUGAUGAAAAAGACCACCAUCAUUUGGAGUUAGAACUGGUGAUUUCUAGCAACUUAAUGAGUGAGGAAGGACAUAAAGAAAAAGUGUGACUAGGUGGGUGAUUUUAGGAUCUAAAUGGUAAAUUGUGCUUUUUAAUCUAUACUAUGGAGAUAGUACAUUUCACAGGGCUAUCACUCCUUAUUAAAAACAGCUACUCAAAAUGAAACCUCACCCCUUCACUCUGCUCCCUGCCAUCCUUCCCCCUACAUCCAGAUCUACUUAGCCUUAAUAUAAAGUGGUCUUAAAAACCAGCCAUAACUUUCUUGGACAGUGUUUAAAAUGAUGGAAUGCAAUAAUAAAUUUUAU